Molecule: messenger RNA, 1524 nt
Organism: Lactuca saligna
Lineage: Eukaryota; Viridiplantae; Streptophyta; Magnoliopsida; Asterales; Asteraceae
Source: the annotation of a GenBank genome assembly
AUGACAACAUGUGUAACAGUGCCUGUCACGUUGUUGCAAAUGUGCAACAACGUUAAAGAAACCAAGCAAUUACACACCCAGUUUGUGGUGUCAGGAUUGAUCAAACGUAAGAUUAAUACAACGAGGUUAAUCGAAUCAUAUUCUGCAUGUGGCGAAAUCAAUGACGCUUUGUCUCUGUUUGAGAAAGUCCGUUUUCCAGAUGUAUAUGCCUACAACAUGAUUAUCAGAUGCUUAACGUUAGUUAAUCGCCAGCAUGAAUCACUUUUAUUUUACAAAAAACUCUUAGAGGAAACCCUAACACCCGACAACCACACAUACACUUAUGUUCUAAAAGCUUGUUCCCACUUAAAAGCCCUUUCGGAAGGUAAACAACUACAUGCGCGAAUCAUCAAAGAUGGAAUAAAACCCGACACUUAUAUCCACAGCUCGAUGAUAAAAAUGUACGCGAAUUCAGGUGACACCGAGUCGUCUGAACGCGUUCUUGCCCAGUUCCCCGACGAAAACGUGUCCGCAAAGAAUUCCAUGAUCACCAGCUACAUGAACCUGGGAGAAAUUAAGUUCGCCCGCCAACUGUUCGAUAAAAUGUCUACAAGAAAUUCUGCAACUUGGAGCGCAAUGAUAACAGGGUACACCCGAAACGGUAUGCACGAGAACGCGUUAGCCGUCUUUCAAGAAAUGGUAGCGUGUAAGAUUCCAAUGAACGAGUCGAGUCUUGUGAGCGCGCUUUCUGCAUGCGGGCGUUCGGGAGCACUUGAUCAGGGUCGAUGGAUACAUGGUUAUAUCAACCGGACGUGGGGGGAUAUUAGCGUUAAUCUUGGAACGUCGAUUGUUGACAUGUAUGCGGGGUGCGGAUGUAUUGAUUUUGCUUAUGAAGUCUUCAAAAACAUGUCGUCAAAAGACGUUGUGGCGUAUGGAGUUAUGAUUUCAGGGUUUGCGAAACACGGGUUGGCUCACAAAUGCUUCCAACUUUUUGAUGAAAUGGUUGAUAAUGGAAUACAACCGAAUGGAGUUAUAUUUGUAGCCAUACUCACCGCAUGUUCUCAUGGGGGAUAUGUAGACUUGGGUCAAUCAUAUUUCAACCAAAUGACAAGUUUAUAUAAUAUUACACCAUCGGUUCACCAUUACGGGUGCAUGGUUGAUCUUUUGGGGCGUGCGGGUAGGCUAGAUGAGGCGGAAGAGGUCAUAUCUACAAUGGUGGAAGAGCCAAAUGUGGUUAUUUGGGGUGCGUUGCUUGCGGCUUGUAGAAUCCAUAAAGAUUUUAAGCGCAGGGAAUUGGCUUUUAAGCAGAUAGUGGCGUUGGAGCCAUGGUCUGGUGAGCGGUAUAAGCUAGCAAGUCACGUGUUUGCAGACACUGAAGAAGAACAAGAACGCGUACAUAAAUUGAGAAAACAACUUUCGGAUAGAAAUUUAGAGACAAGGCGAGGGUCGAGCUUGAUUGAGGUUGAGGGGGAGGUUCAUGAAUUUGUGGCAAGUGAUAUCGAUCAUGGAAUGUAUCAAGAUAUAUAUGGUUUGUUUGAGGGAUGA